CUUGCUUUUAGAUCUUUGUUGUUAUGCUGGCUUCUGAAGAUACAACAGAGUUUCUUCAGAUCCGAAGAAAAAGGUGAAUAUUCCAUCAAGAUUCUUUGUGGGUUUGUGAAUUAGCUUCAAUCCUUUCUGGGUUUUGUGGAUUAGCUUCAGUUAUUUCUGGGUUUUGUGUAAAUUCAAGAUUUUGAGCCCUAAAUUUUAGGAAUUUGGGGAUGCAAAAUGUAAUUUCAAGAAAAUGAGAGUCUACUCUGUUCUUGCAAUUUUUAGGAGAUUUUGAAAGAGGUAUAAAGUUUGUUGAUUGAUAGGGAAAAAGACCAAACAUGAUUACGUUUAUGGAAUCAAAAGAGGGUUUGAAAGAAUCCGAGAGAUUUUUAGAUUCGCAGUUAUGGCAUGCGUGUGCCGGCAGCAUGAUUCAAAUGCCGCCGGUCAACACGAAAGUGUACUAUUUCCCGCAGGGUCAUGCUGAGCAUGCCGCGGGAAAUGUGGAAUUCAGAGACCGGAACCCUCAGUCGAGGGUUCCGGCUUGGAUUCCGUGUCGGGUUGGUUCAGUAAAGUUUAUGGCGGAUACGGAGACCGAUGAGGUCUACGCGAAAAUCGGGUUGGUUCCGGUUAGUGGAUCCGGUGAGUUUAAUUGUUUUGAUGAUGAAGAUGCGGGUUCUCCAAACGGAGGAGCUUCGGACGGGCAAGGUAAGCCGACGUCGUUUGCGAAGACGUUGACGCAAUCGGAUGCGAAUAACGGUGGCGGGUUUUCGGUUCCAAGGUACUGCGCGGAGACGAUAUUUCCGCGGCUUGAUUACUCGGCGGACCCGCCCGUGCAGACGAUUUUAGCGAAAGACGUUCACGGUGACACGUGGAAGUUUCGGCACAUCUACCGAGGGACGCCGCGGAGGCAUUUGCUCACCACAGGGUGGAGCACGUUUGUGAACCAUAAGAAACUCGUUGCCGGAGAUUCGAUUGUGUUUCUAAGAGCGGAGAAUGGCGAUCUAUGCGUAGGAAUCCGACGGGCCAAAAGAGGAAUCGGGGGCGGGCCCGAAACUUCUUCGGGUUGGAAUCCGGCUGGCGGCAAUUGUGUCGUCCCGUAUGGCGGGUAUUCGUUAGUCAGAAACGGUAACAACGGCGGUGGCGGCGGUGAUCUGUUUGGAAAAGCGAAAGUGGAAGCUGAUUCUGUGAUUCAAGCGGUUAAACAAGCGACGAAUGGGCAACCGUUUGAGGUCGAGUUCUACCCGAGAGCUAGCACGCCGGAGUUUUGCGUGAAGGCGUCCCUUGUGAAGAACGCAAUGCAGAUCCGGUGGUCACCGGGGAUGAGAUUUAAGAUGCCGUUUGAAACCGAGGAUUCGUCACGAAUCAGUUGGUUCAUGGGAACCAUUUCUUCGGUCCAGGUCGCUGACCCGAUCCGUUGGCCCGAUUCACCAUGGAGACUCUUGCAGGUAACAUGGGACGAGCCCGAUUUGCUACAAAACGUGAAACGGGUCAACCCGUGGCUCGUGGAACUAGUAUCAACAAUGCCCGCGAUCCACAUGUCUCCUUUCUCACCGCCCCGAAAGAAAUGUAGACCAUCGCAGCACCCGGAUUACCAAAUAGAACCCCAAAUCCCGAUCCAGAUUCCUGCAUUGUGCAGACCGCAUCCGCACCUCUUUGGCGGGCCCACCACCGGACUUUUCGGUUACCAACUCCCGGAGAAUCUGAACCUUCAUCAUCCUGCUAGCAUGCAGGGAGCCAGGCACACACAUUAUGGUUUAUCUCUCUCAGAUAUCCAAGUCAAUACCAAACUCAAUUCGGGUUAUUCCCCGACCGCAAUGAAACCCUCCCACUCCAACCCGUCGUUCAACAAAGCCCAAUCCGAGCCCGUUUCAUGUAUGUUAACAAUCGGGAACUCAACCACGGGCUCGAAAGAGCCCGAAACUCCUAAAGUAGCUAAAACAUCUCAGUUUUUACUCUUCGGUCAGCCCAUUCUUACCGAGCAACAAAUCUCUCAGAACCGGAACGUGUCAGGGUCCGGAUCGGGCCAAGAAACGGACCUGAGCCCGAACCUUGAUACGGGCCACUGUAAGGUUUUCAUGGAGUCCGAAGAUGUAGGCCGAACACUUGAUCUCUCAUUGCUCGAUUCCUACGAAGAGUUAUGUAAGAAACUCGGUAACAUGUUCGAAAUCGAAAGAUCUGUAAGCCCGAAUCGCGUUCGUUACUGGGAUUCGACCGGAACCCGAAAACAGAUUGGGGAUGAACCAUUUGGUGAGUUUAUGAAGACAGCAAGAAGGUUAACAAUAUCAACGGAUUUGAGCAAUAUGGAUUCUUAAUUUAAUUUUGUUUUUGUGAAAUUUCUGGUUAGUGAUAACUAGAUUGUUUUUGUUUAAAACAGUAUGAUUAAUAUUUAUGUAAUUAAAGUGAAAUAAAGAGAAUAUAUUAUUUA
Messenger RNA from Helianthus annuus (common sunflower), 2404 nucleotides. RefSeq names its product auxin response factor 18. NCBI's taxonomy places the organism in Eukaryota, Viridiplantae, Streptophyta, Magnoliopsida, Asterales, Asteraceae. Gene Ontology annotation, biological process: regulation of DNA-templated transcription; response to hormone. Gene Ontology annotation, molecular function: protein binding; DNA binding. The coding region runs from base 318 to 2291 and encodes 657 amino acids. The record is from RefSeq and is a predicted model, not a curated record. The transcript is spliced from 5 exons. Gene Ontology annotation, cellular component: nucleus.